This is a messenger RNA of Enterobius vermicularis (human pinworm), 321 nucleotides long. NCBI's taxonomy places the organism in Eukaryota, Metazoa, Nematoda, Chromadorea, Rhabditida, Oxyuridae. The record is from the annotation of a GenBank genome assembly.
AUGAAUAGAUUCUUAAUAGCGGAAUUUAUUUUCGUUCUUACUGUUGCUGCACAUUUGGUUAGCUGUCAAGUGCCUAUUGGUGGCUUCACUUAUCUGGAUUCAAAUAGCCAGGAAGUUCAGGAACUGGCAAAUAAGGCAGUGGCUAAACAUAACGCACAGCGUAAUGGAGCCUAUUAUAUGAUGCAGAUUCAGGUUUUAAGCGCAAAACAGCAGGUUGUAGCAGGAACUAAUACUGUGCUCGAAAUUCUAGUUCAAGAGUCAACAUGUGAAACUGGGGUAAAUUGUCCAAUUAACUUCAUUCUCAAAUACUUAUUUAAUUAA